CCCAAGCAGAUCUCGGCAGUAACCGGAUUGACGGAAGUUGAGGUUGAGAAGUGGCGUCUCUAUCAAAGUUUGCUCGUUCGCGUACCGGUUGAUCCCAGGAACUUUCAGCCUGGGGUUCCCAAUCACAUCCCCAUCCCGGGUCACGUUUUCUCCGCUUCUUCUCUUACUUUAUCCAACUAUUUCUGCUUCUCAUCCCCCUCUGAUCGAGGUUUCACCACCAUCUCUUCGUAUUCUCUCCCUCAAAAAGAUCUGAAAAGGUCAUCCGUUCUCUAUCAAUCGUUUUAACAACUACACUCUUUUUGUUACUCUUCACUACAAACCGUCCCAUCGUUUACCCUAUUUGUGUUCCGUUGGUCCCUCCUUUUCUCUUCUCUAUAUCGGCGGUCUCCCGUUUUUUUUACUCCACUACGGCAAUAGUACUUGCACCGCGACACCCGGUUCUUUCCGCCCCAUCCAACUCGUGCAAGAUAUACAGCCUCGGGGAUUGUCGCCGAAGCAUCGAUUGUCAUAGGCUUGUUGGAAAUGAGGCUGCGAUUGGUCGCUCUCGUCGCUGAGAACCAUCGAAUCCCACCCCUAUAACAAACAGAAUAUCACCGACUAGUGUUCGACUCGGGAGUGAUGGUCGUGUUUGCGCACGUCAUAGAUAUCGCUUUUGGGAUGUGAUAAGAUUCGCAAACCUUUUAUACCGAUUUAAAAGUCAUUUGGAGAAAUCUCUUUUUCAAUGCAUAGUUCGCUCUCCGAACCCCCCGAGGGCCUCAUCGGGGGGUACAAGGGUGCUACCGAAGCCGUCGAAAUCCUCGUGGUUUGCUUCAGUGCGAUUGCGCUCUACAAUGCCAUCGAGCUGGUUGCUGUCAUCCUUCUGACUUUCAAUCGCUACUCCGGUUUGUACUUUUGGACCAUGUUGCUCUCCGACGUGUUCGGAGUCAUUCCCCAUGCCGUCGGCUACGUCUUGGAAUUCUUCGGCAAAGGUCCCAUCUGGGUGGGAGUGACCCUGUCCACCCUCGGGUUUUAUCUAAUGGUGCCCGGUCAGUCCUUCGUCUUGUAUUCUCGGCUCCAUCUCCUGGUCCAGAAUCGAACGCUCCUGCGCGGCAUCCUCUACCUCAUCAUCUUCGACAGCAUCGUGCUCCUCGUCCCCACCACCGUGCUCACCUACUCCACUAUCUACCUCCGCACCGAACCCGUCGUCCGAGGAUAUAACGUGAUGGAACGGUUGCAAGUGGCCUGCUUCUGUGCGCAGGAAAUGUUCAUUUCCGCCUUGUACAUCAUCGAAACCGCCAAGUUGCUGCGGCUGCGGCCGGCAAGGGACCCCUAUCGCUACCGCAUCAUGUACGAGCUGAUCACGAUCAACGUGGUGAUCAUCCUCAUGGAUGUCGCCCUCCUCGUCAUGCAAUACGUCGGCUUGUACAUCUUACAAACUACCCUCAAGGCCGCCGUAUACAGCGUUAAACUCAAGCUCGAAUGUGCGGUUCUUCGGAAGCUAGUGCUCCUGGUGAACCAGCGGCCAUCCGAAUCCAGCUCGAGUGAUAGGGAAAAUUACCCCAACUUUGUGAAUCCGCUCCGGAUCACGGGCGACGUCACCCGAGCCCCCAAGACCUCGAAACAUCGCUCCCAAUCGCCGUGGGGGGCCAUGUCCGAGGUGAACCUGAACUAAAAUCAACUGAAGUCGGUUACCACCGCAGACCUUGUGACACUUCCCUGGUCUUCGUGGUAUCCGACAGUGUAUACCAAAUCACGCAUUCGCGAAAAGAAAGAAACAAAAAAGAAACACGAAUGCUCAUCAAUUGGAGUGAUGUGAUCGAACAGAUUAGUUUAUGCUGACUAGCUCUGUGUCUGAUGGACAACAUCUCCUCGGAACUGGACCUCCACCAGGACGUCCGACUUCCCCCCGACAAAGGUCACCGGGCGCAUCCAACAUGCCCGCGGGUGACUAGAUCAGGCGUUUUCGGCCAUUGGCGGUCGGGCCCCGGUGUCUCCAUACAAUCUUGUAUCGCCCGAGAUUUGCCUCUGGUUACACGCACCGGCCGUGCGCGGUCCAUGCCACGCCAACACGACUGAUAUUUGGCUGUGAGACAUUGACCGUUCGAGACUUGGAUGUCUACAUAUCUACACGGCAUAGUACACCACUGACAGGCAUGUCGGUAGCUGACCAUCCUCUUCUUGUAUAUUGUUGUGUCCAAUUGCCAUUGUAUAUACCAUUUGAACUUGCAAUGAUCUUGCGGGAUAAGACUUCACUUUGCAUCUUGUAUCAUUGAGAAUUAUACCCGAUGGUGAAAUGGCUUCGCUGCGCUCUCGU
Messenger RNA from Aspergillus candidus, 2293 nucleotides. RefSeq lists its product as uncharacterized. The record is from RefSeq and is a predicted model, not a curated record. The transcript has a single exon. The coding region runs from base 722 to 1651 and encodes 309 amino acids. NCBI's taxonomy places the organism in Eukaryota, Fungi, Ascomycota, Eurotiomycetes, Eurotiales, Aspergillaceae.